CCCCGUCCGGCCGGCGCGCUCACCUCUGCUGCGGCGGCGCGCGCUGGGACAGGACCCGCCCCGGCGGGCGCAGGCAGCGCGGCGGGCAGCCCCAGCCGCCCGGGAGGCCCCGCGACGAUGGCGGCGAUGGCGGCGGCGCUGCGGGGACUGGGAGGGCGCUUCCGGUGGCGGACGCCGGCCGUGGCGGGCGGGGUGCGGGGCGCGGCGCAGGGUGCCGUAGCAGGUCAGCGGGACUACGAUCUCCUGGUGAUUGGCGGGGGAUCUGGCGGCCUGGCUUGUGCCAAGGAAGCUGCCCAGCUGGGAAGGAAGGUGGCCGUGGUAGACUAUGUGGAACCUUCUCCCCGAGGCACCCGGUGGGGCCUCGGCGGCACCUGCGUCAACGUCGGCUGCAUUCCCAAGAAGCUGAUGCACCAGGCGGCGCUGCUGGGGGACCUGAUCCGAGACGCCCCCCAUUACGGCUGGGAGGUGGCCCAGCCCGUGCCGCAUGACUGGAGGAAGAUGGCAGAAGCUGUUCAAAAUCAUGUGAAAUCCUUGAACUGGGGCCACCGUGUCCAGCUGCACGACAGAAAAGUCAAGUACUUUAACGUCAAAGCUGGCUUUGUCGACGAGCACACAGUUCGUGGUGUUGCCAAAGGUGGGAAAGAGAUUCUGCUGUCAGCUGACCACAUCGUCAUCGCUACUGGAGGGCGGCCGAGGUACCCCGCACACAUCGAAGGUGCCUUGGAAUAUGGAAUCACAAGCGAUGACAUCUUCUGGCUGAAAGAGUCCCCUGGAAAAACGUUGGUGGUCGGGGCCAGCUACGUGGCCCUGGAGUGUGCUGGCUUCCUCACCGGGAUCGGGCUGGACACCACCGUCAUGAUGCGAAGCAUCCCCCUCCGCGGCUUCGACCAGCAAAUGUCCUCCUUGGUCACGGAGCACAUGGCAUCUCAUGGCACCCGGUUCCUGAGGGGCUGCACCCCCUCCCAAGUCAGGAGGCUCCCAGACGGCCAGCUGCAGGUCACCUGGGAGGACCGCACCACUGGCAAGGAGGGCACGGGCACCUUCGACACCGUCCUGUGGGCCGUAGGUCGAGUUCCAGACACCAGAAGUCUGAAUUUGGAGAAGGCUGGGGUAGACACUAGUCCCAGCACUCAGAAGAUCCUGGUGGACUCCCGGGAAGCCACCUCUGUGCCCCACAUCUAUGCCAUUGGCGACGUAGUGGAGGGGCGGCCUGAGCUGACGCCCACGGCUGUCAUGGCUGGGAGGCUCCUGGCACAGCGGCUCUUCGGCGGGUCCUCAGACCUGAUGGACUAUGACAAAGUUCCCACGACCGUCUUCACCCCACUGGAGUACGGCUGCGUGGGGCUGUCCGAGGAGGAGGCAGUGGCUCACCAUGGGCAAGAGCGUGUUGAGGUCUAUCACGCGCAUUAUAAACCGCUGGAGUUCACAGUGCCUGGGCGGGAUGCAUCCCAGUGUUACGUAAAGAUGGUGUGCCUGAGGGAGCCCCCGCAGCUAGUGCUAGGCCUGCACUUCCUCGGCCCCAACGCAGGCGAAGUUACUCAAGGAUUUGCUCUGGGGAUCAAGUGUGGGGCCUCCUAUGUGCAGGUGAUGCAGACCGUGGGCAUCCAUCCCACGUGCUCUGAGGAGGUAGUCAAGCUGCGCAUCUCCAAGCGCUCAGGCCUGGACCCCACAGUGACAGGCUGCUGAGGGUAAGCGCCAUCCCUGCAGGCCAGGGCACACAGUGCGCCACCACCAGCUCCUCGGAGGCCAGACCCAGGACGGCUGCAGGCCAGGCUUGGGGGGCCUCGCCCCUCUCCUGAAGCCCCUGUGAUGGUCAGCGUGGAGCGCCAGUGCUGGACAGGUGGCCCGUGUGCCCUGCAGGGAUGGCUCGAGGGCUGUCCACCUCAUACCUGCACCUCUCAGCCUCUCCUGCCUGGCACCCCCCCAGGCUCCUGGUGCCAGAUGAUGACGAUCUGGGUGGAAACCCAUCCUGUGGGCACCCACAUCCGAGCCCGCUGGCAUUUCUGCAACGCAAAUAAAGAGGGUGCUUUUUCUGAA
Molecule: messenger RNA, 2037 nt
Organism: Sapajus apella (tufted capuchin)
Lineage: Eukaryota; Metazoa; Chordata; Mammalia; Primates; Cebidae
Gene: TXNRD2
Product: thioredoxin reductase 2
Exons: 18
Coding region: 118-1686 (522 amino acids)
Biological process (GO): cell redox homeostasis; cellular response to oxidative stress; glutathione metabolic process
Cellular component (GO): mitochondrion; cytosol
Molecular function (GO): glutathione-disulfide reductase (NADPH) activity; flavin adenine dinucleotide binding; thioredoxin-disulfide reductase (NADPH) activity
Source: RefSeq, a predicted model, not a curated record